Messenger RNA from Fonticula alba, 1683 nucleotides. RefSeq lists its product as hypothetical. The transcript has a single exon. Lineage: Eukaryota; Rotosphaerida; Fonticulaceae. The record is from RefSeq and is a predicted model, not a curated record. Bases 156 to 950 code for a protein of 264 amino acids.
GCGCCAUGGGUCGUGCGUGCCCACCAGCCCGGCUGGUGUCCGGCCUGACAGCCUGUCGGCCGCACGCACCGCCGGCGGCCAGAGCACCCGCGCCGCGCGCUGGCGCUUCCUGCAAGUCGGUGCCGGCCUCUGCCAUCCCCGGCUAGCCUGGCAACAUGUGCCGCACAUCGUGCGCCAACAGACCGGCCCACAUACAUUGCGAGCCGGGCUCGGUGCUCCCAGGGACAGCUCCUCAAGCCGGCCGCCUGCGCGUGGCAACCUGGCGCCUGGGCGAGCAUGUUGGCUCCGACCGGCGCAUGUCCUGGGACGGCUUUUGUGCCAUGUGUGCCGGCAGGGCCCCCGACGCCUGCCGAAUCUCUGCUUCCGGCUAUCGCUGGAGCCUCCGGUCCCCGGCAUCACAGGCCCCUGCGCCCCCAACAGCCUCCCUGUCUUGCGGAGGGUGUACCGCUUGCAUGGUGUCUGUCCUGCGAUGCCAGUCUCCUUCCGACCUCCCCGACCGAAGGCAUUCCGGUCGGCCAAAAAUGGUCCCCGCUGUGUCUUCCCCGGGUAGCUGUCCGCGCGAGAGUCCCCCGGGGGCGUGCUGCGCCAGGGCAGGCGGUGCCAAGUGUGUCGCGUGCGUCAGCGGCCCCGGGGUCCCCUCGGUCGCACCGAGCCCGCACACUGGCACGUAUUCCCCUUCUCGCCGAGGGACUCCCACCGGCCUGGCGACAUGGCCUGCCUGCCCUGUGGCAAAGCUCGGCCCAAGCGUGACAGCCCUCCCGGCCGAGACUGCCGGCCCCGUCAGGAUGGCCGACAUGCCCGGCCGCUGCGCCCCCAGGCAAGUGACCCUGGGUGGCCGGGACCUGCCCUGCUUCCUCUCCUGCGAUGCCUCCUCCGACAUACACACGUCAGCUAGCACGCCGGCGUCUGCUCGAACGACCUGUUCGCCUUUCCGCCAGCGGGCCACCUGAUGGACUGGCCAUGCCCAGCGCAUGGUCCACUGCGCCAGCUGCCCUGGCGGCGUGGUUGCCUACGGCCAGGCGAGUUCGGCCGGCUAAUGGUCACCGCGAAAUGCGCAGCCGCCUGGCCCGUGCCGCCCUUCGCCUGGGGCGGCGACUUCAGCAUCUGCGGUUCAAGUUGUGAACCUUGCUCCGGCUUGGGCCCCGGCGAGCAUUGCGCCUGCACGGAGGAUGUCCCGCUGCUGGGCGAGCACGGCCGCUCCGCCGCCUGCCUGGUCGACACCUUCCAGAGUGCGGAAUUGUGCCUGCACUGUGGCCCACCUGCGCCGAGCUCGCCAGAGCCACCAGCGCGCCCUGUGCCCUCUCUCCCUCCCCUCCCGGGCAGCAUGUCGAGGUGGCCGACGACCGUGGCCGGAUGUGUGGCAGCUGCUCGGCCCCCUGUGCCAGCUGUGUGACGACUUGGACGGGGAUCAGUCCCUCGUCUGUCCGGGAACCCCAUGCCUACGAGGCGCAGGCUGCAUGCUUGCUCUGUCUGGCCAGGUGCAGCGCCCACGUACACAUGCCCGAUGACAAUCUCGCCUGCUCGGCUUGGUGCACCGCCUGAAAAUGCAAUCCGCCGCCCUCUCCCCCGAUCGAGACUUGCAUCCAUAUACAUCCACCAGGCGAGGUCUUGCUUCUGAUCCCAGCCGCCGAUGCCGCCUAUCACCACACCCCUUGCCCUGGAAUGUGCCACCUGCCAUGGGCA